This is a messenger RNA of Fusarium oxysporum Fo47, 1343 nucleotides long. RefSeq lists its product as uncharacterized. Gene Ontology annotation, molecular function: zinc ion binding. NCBI's taxonomy places the organism in Eukaryota, Fungi, Ascomycota, Sordariomycetes, Hypocreales, Nectriaceae. The transcript has 7 exons. The coding region runs from base 1 to 1212 and encodes 403 amino acids. The record is from RefSeq and is a predicted model, not a curated record. Gene Ontology annotation, biological process: RNA processing.
AUGUUUGCUCUGUAUCUCACAGCUGACUUGCAAGGGGUCACAAACUUGCGCCCUGACGAUACUCAAGACAACCCUUUUUGGUACAUGUUCAAGGUUCAGUGUACUUCUUGUCGAGAGACUCAUGCCAACCAUGUUGGAGUCAACCGAUUUGAGACCAAUGAGAUGAGUGGAAGUCGAGGAGAGGCCAACUUUGUAUGGAAGUGCAAGAACUGCAAGCGAGAGUCGUCAGCCUCUGUUAAGGCUGGACCUUUCCCUUAUGAGCAAACUGAACCAGCCAAGCCUCAAAAGAUCCUCGAGUUCGACUGCAGAGGCCUCGAGUUCACCGAGUUCAAGGCUGAGGGUGAAUGGCUGGCCGAGGGCGUCGAGACAGGAACCAAGUUUACUGGCAUCGACUUGGAGGAGGGCGAGUGGUUCGAAUACGACGAGAAGUCUAACGAGGAAGCUCGAGGAAUGAGAUUCCCCUACAACAUAGUCAUAAGCAAAACAGCUUCGAAUGUGAAAGAUAUAAGUUGCUGGUUUAUUAUCCCCUGCCUGAUACAUUACCCGCUUUCACCAUCAUGUCUUGUCCGCAAAGGUUCCUUCAAGCGACCUGAGCUUCAAUCUCGAAUCAACUUCAACAAUCAAAAGAUUCUGAAGCCCCAGAUUUCCAAAAUGGCAGUAUCAGAACUUCCAGGAACUAUCGAUUUUCUCACCGAUGCAGCACAUCUCCUACGGGCCACGGCCCCAGAGACUUCUGCUCAUCUCAUGAGCCAACGCGGCCAUCUUCUCCAGCAAUAUGGCGUAAUACUUUCAGACGUUCAGCGACAACACGUAUGCGGAGGCUGUGGAAUCAUCAUGAUCCCAGGUCAAGAAGCAACACUGAAGUUAGAUGCUCGAAAAAGUCUUCAUAGGAAGGCUAAGAGCAAAAAGUCAAGCGGCAACUCGACCCCUCAACCAACAGAAGAUCUUCAGGGACCCUGCAAGAUUUUGCACUGCGACAACUGCCAACGAGACACCAAGAUUGUUAUGCCGCCUCCAGGACCAGCUGUGAGGCGAAAGACAGCACAGUCGAAAGUCAAGAAAGUUUCGACACCUGUUGACCAGCCCAAACAAACUUUGAAUGCUAGCAGCAAGAAAAGAGCUAAAAAUCGAAAGGCUGGUCUACAAGCCUUGCUUUCAGGACAAAAGCAACAAACAACGAAUCCACUCAGUCUUUCUCACUUUAUGAAAUGAGAAAUAUCAGUGGACGCCUUGCCAUCAUGACUUCUAUCCAUCUCAUGGAUAGAGUCAAUCGGAUGAAUCUAGGCCCGCUAUCCUGAGUCAUCGCCGCAGGUGUGUCCCGAACGUUCUAGCGCCUGCCUGCC